Molecule: messenger RNA, 3291 nt
Organism: Fonsecaea nubica
Lineage: Eukaryota; Fungi; Ascomycota; Eurotiomycetes; Chaetothyriales; Herpotrichiellaceae
Exons: 6
Coding region: 1-3291 (1096 amino acids)
Biological process (GO): transmembrane transport; glutathione catabolic process
Cellular component (GO): plasma membrane
Molecular function (GO): glutathione gamma-glutamate hydrolase; transmembrane transporter activity
Source: RefSeq, a predicted model, not a curated record
AUGUUGUUGCUAUUGCAGCUGGCGUGGGCUUUGGUCGUCCCGCCGUUGCUACAGCAGGCUGGUGCCAACCCCCUACCUCACAUUCGACAACAGUAUGCGCCAGACUCCUUGGGCGCUGUAGCGAGCGAGAGCAGUGUUUGCAGCCAGAUUGGAAUUGAUCUGCUCCGAAAUGGCGGCAAUGCUGCAGAUGCGCUCGUUGGCACUGUCUUUUGCACCGGAGUUAUUGGCAUGUAUCAUAGUGGCAUCGGCGGUGGCGGGUUCAUGAUCGUCCGCAGUUCAAACGGGAGCUACGAAGUGAUAGAUUUUCGAGAAACAGCCCCUGCUGCUGCUUUUCAGGACAUGUACAACAACAACACCAACGCGAGCAUCUUCGGGGGUUUGGCGAGCGGAGUUCCAGGAGAAGUCAGGGGCCUGGCUCAUUUGCAUCAGAACUACGGGAAACUUCCCUGGACGCAGGUAAUGCAAGGCGCCAUAAAGACGGCUAGAUAUGGCUGGACGGUCAGCGAGGACUUGGUGCGUUAUAUGGAAUCGGGAAUGGCUUCCGCCGCAGUUCCCAAUUUCCUCGUCGACGAUCCAAACUGGGCCAUCGAUUUCGCACCCAACGGCACCUUGCUCGGAGCUGGAGACACAAUAACACGGAAGAGGUAUGCGGACACGCUCGAAACCAUUGCUCAGCAAGGGCCUGAUGCGUUUUACCGUGGCCCAAUCGCCGAGGCUACCAUUGCAGCGGUGCAAGCGGCAAACGGAACCAUGACACUCGAGGACCUCCACAACUACACCGUCGCCGUUCGGCAAACCGCCAACAUCACGUAUCGAGGAUAUCGUUUAUUCAGCUGCAGUGCCCCCAGUUCGGGAGAGGUCGCCCUCUCGGUGCUCAAGACCCUAGAACUGUAUCCCGAUUUCUUUCAUGCUGGAACGGUCAAUCUGAGCACGCACCGAUUGGACGAAGCAAUCAGAUUUGGAUAUGGGGAGAGAACCAGUCUUGGUGAUCCAUCCUUUGUGCACAAUCUGUCGGCGUAUCAGGAUGAAAUGCUGUCUGACGCGACAGCACGCGAUAUUCGGAGCAAAAUUUCAGACCUUCGCACGUUGAAUGUCUCGGCGUAUGAUCCAGCUGGGAUUGAAUCCCUGGAAACCCCAGGCACUUCUCAUAUUGUUACAGCAGAUGCCUCUGGGAUGGCCAUCUCCUUAACGACGACAAUCAACUUGUUAUUUGGGUCGCAGGUUCUGGUCCCCGAGACGGGGGUGAUCAUGAACAACGAAAUGAACGACUUUUCCAUUCCCGGAUCGUCGAAUGCCUUUGGAUAUGUUCCAAGUCCGUCCAACUAUGUGCGACCGGGGAAGAGACCACUGUCAUCCAUCUCACCCACCAUCGUUGAGUAUGGGAACGGAACGCUUUACUAUGUUACCGGCGCGGCAGGAGGGUCAAGGAUCAUCACAGCCACAAUUCAGAGUCUGGUCCACGUGCUUGACCAGAACAUGACAGCUCCACAGGCGCUGGCGCAGCCUCGCCUUCACGAUCAACUCAUUCCAAACCAGGUGACGUUUGAGUACGCGUACGACAACGAGACAGUGGCAUUCAUGAAGUCGAGAGGCCACAACAUUUCCUUUAUUGCACCCGGCCAGAGCUCAGCUCAAAGCAUCCGCCGUCUACCCAAUGGCACGUUUGAAGCAGCAGGCGAUCGCAUGGCGGCCAAGUCGCCCGAUCUGGUUGCUUCGCACGACAAGCAUCUCGAAGCCGGCGAAGAAGCAAACACCUCCAGCCAUUCAUCCACCCUCUCGGAAAAGGACCUAGAAGAACCAAACCCAAGGCCGCUCGAUCCCGAUGUAGAACAUGGCAUCCCGGUCAUCGAUACCACUCAGGAUGCCGACGAGAAGGCCCUGCCCGCCGUCACCGUCGACCACGAUCCAAAUAUCGUCGAUUGGGACGGGCCGAAUGAUCCGGAGAAAGCCAUCAACUGGACCAACAGGAAGAAAUGGUCCAACGUGGCCAUCAUAUCUUCCGUCACCUUCCUGACACCACUGGCCUCAUCGAUGGUCGCCCCAGCCACACCCUUGAUCAUGAAAGAAUUCCACUCAUCCAACAACACCAUCGGUAGUUUCAUUGUCUCCAUUUACAUCCUGGGCUACGCUUUGGGUCCUCUGUUCAUUGCCCCGUGCAGCGAAAUAUGGGGAAGGCUCCUCGUCUACCAUGUCAGCAACUUUACGUUCGUCAUCUGGACGAUGGCGUGUGCUUUGGCACCAGGAAUGGGGUCGUUGUUGGUUUUCCGUCUUCUGGCAGGAAUCGCGGGAAGUUGCCCAAUCACCAUCGGGGGUGGCUCUAUAGCAGAUCUCAUUGCCCAAGAGAAGAGAGGUGUUGCGAUGGCCUUGUUCACCCUGGGACCGCUCAUGGGCCCAGUCAUUGGUCCUGUGGCGGGCGGAUAUCUGGGCCAGGGCGCCGGCUGGCGCUGGAUCUUUUGGCUCAUCACCAUCGCUGGCGGCGUCAUGUUGUGUGUCUCGGUCAUCUUCCUGCGGGAGACGUUCGAACCCACGCUCCUGGAGCAGCGGGCAAAACGACUCCGCAAGGAGACGGGGAAUCUCAAUCUACGCUCCAAGCUCGACCAGGGUCUCGCCAUGCGCGUCUUCUUCGUCCGUGCUCUUGUGCGGCCCACCAAGAUGCUCCUCUUCUCGCCGAUCGUCCUCCUGCUAUCUGUCUACAUGGCAGUGGUCUACGGCUACCUCUACCUCCUCUUCACCACGCUCACCAUUGUCUUUGAAGGGCAAUACCACUUUAACCAAGGCACGGUUGGACUGAGCUUCCUCGGAAUUGGCAUCGGUUCCAUGAUUGGCCUGGUCAUUUUCGGGACGCUGUCAGACAAGGUCGUCAAGAAGUUGUCGGCCAAGGGAGAAAUGAAACCCGAAUACAGGCUGCCACCACUCAUCCCUGGCAGUCUCCUCAUCCCCAUUGGCUUGUUCUGGUACGGAUGGUCCGCGGACAAGGCGGUCCAUUGGAUUAUGCCCAUCAUUGGCACGUCCUUUGUCGGAUUCGGUUUGCUCGCCACCUUUAUGCCGAUGCAGACAUAUCUCGUCGACGCAUACCACAUUCACGCCGCCUCGGCCAUCGCCGCCAACACCGUUUUGAGAAGUUUAAUGGGCGCCUUCCUCCCCCUGGCGGGGCCCGAAAUGUACGCGGCUCUGGGCCUGGGCUGGGGCAAUUCUCUGCUUGCAUUCAUCGCGCUCGCUCUGGCGCCGAUGAGUUGGUUCUUCUUUCGCUACGGCGAGACGAUUCGGAAGAAAUACCCGGUCAAACUCUGA